AUGGUAAUGACCUUCUCUUGGGUCGUCCUCUCGGCGACUUUCGGAUUACAGACGACGGCGAUUUCUUCCGCCGCCGGUUUCGAUGAGAUCAAAUGGGCUCCGUUAGCGAUCACGACGUUUCUGAUUUUCGUCUACGUUUCGAUCUUCACCGUUAUUGGAGAUUUACUCGGUGGUGCUAGCUUUAAUCCUACCGGAAACGCCGCUUUCUAUGCCGCCGGUAUCCCCGGAGAUACUCUUUUCUCCUUGGCGAUCAGAUUACCUGCUCAGGCAGCUGGUGCUGCAGGAGGUGCAUUGGCAAUCAUGGAGUUGAUACCAGAGAAGUACAAGCAUACGAUUUCAGGGCCUUCGCUUCAGGUUGAUGUGCACACUGGAGCUAUUGCAGAAACGCUCUUGAGUUUUGGUAUUACCUUUGCGGUUAUGCUAAUUAUCCUCAGGGGACCCCGUAUGUUACUCGCUAAGACGUUCUUGCUUGCUAUUACAACUGUUUCAUUGGUUAUCGCCGGGUCUAAAUACACUGGACCAGCCAUGAAUCCUGCCAUUGCGUUUGGGUGGGCAUACAUGUCCAGUUCUCACAACACAUGGGACCAUUUCUACGUUUAUUGGAUCAGUUCUUUCGUAGGAGCAUUAUCUGCUGCAUUGGUCUUCCGUUCUAUCUUCCCACCACCUCGACCUCAGAAGAAGAGGAAACAAAAGAAAGCUUGA
This is a messenger RNA of Arabis nemorensis, 702 nucleotides long. The record is from the annotation of a GenBank genome assembly. NCBI's taxonomy places the organism in Eukaryota, Viridiplantae, Streptophyta, Magnoliopsida, Brassicales, Brassicaceae.